Messenger RNA from Eubalaena glacialis (North Atlantic right whale), 3102 nucleotides. RefSeq names its product zinc finger protein with KRAB and SCAN domains 1-like. Gene Ontology annotation, biological process: regulation of transcription by RNA polymerase II. The transcript is spliced from 6 exons. Gene Ontology annotation, molecular function: RNA polymerase II cis-regulatory region sequence-specific DNA binding; DNA-binding transcription factor activity, RNA polymerase II-specific. The coding region runs from base 209 to 1036 and encodes 275 amino acids. The record is from RefSeq and is a predicted model, not a curated record. NCBI's taxonomy places the organism in Eukaryota, Metazoa, Chordata, Mammalia, Artiodactyla, Balaenidae.
UGUGUCGAGGCGUCGGGAGGGCCUAGGUCCGUGCGCGGCGCCCUUCGGCCGGCCUGAGCCCCAGAGUCAGCUCCCCUUGCUCGCCCAGCGCCCCCAGGCCGUUCCCGGGGCUCACGGAAUAGUACAGAAACAGAUAUCAGAAAACAUCUCCCAGGACAGAAAGGAGAGCACAGACCCUGUUUGGAUCAAGUCAGGUCCCUGAGCCUGAAUGAUGACUGCUGAGUCAAGGGAAGCCACUGGUCUGUCCCCCCACGCUGCCCAGGAGAAGGACGGCAUCGUGAUAGUGAAGGUCGAAGAGGAAGAUGAGGAAGAGCACAUGUGGGGGCAGGACGCCAGUCUGCAGGAGUCUCCUCCUCCCGACCCAGAGAUCUUCCGCCAGCGGUUCAGGCACUUCUGUUACCAGAACACUUUUGGGCCUCGAGAGGCCCUGAGUCGACUGAAGGAACUUUGUCACCAGUGGCUGCGACCAGAGAUAAACACCAAGGAGCAGAUCGUGGAGCUGCUGGUGCUGGAGCAGUUCCUUUCCAUUCUGCCCAAGGAGCUCCAGGUCUGGCUGCAGGAAUACCGUCCCGAUAGUGGGGAGGAGGCUGUGACCCUUCUGGAAGAUCUGGAGCUGGAUUUAUCAGGACAGCAGGUCCCAGGUCAAGUUCAUGGACCUGAGAUGCUCGCAAGGGGGAUGGUGCCUCUGGAUCCAGUACAGGAGUCCUCGAGCUUUGACUUUCCUCAUGAGGCCACCCAGUCCCAUUUCAAGCAUUCAUCUCGGAAACCCCGCCUCUUACAACCACGGGCUCUCCCUGCCACCCACGUUCCUGCCCCUCAUCACGAGGGGGGUCCCAGAGACCAGGCGAUGGCAUCUGCACUGUUCUCGGCAGAUUCCCAGGCAAUGGUGAAGAUCGAGGACAUGGCCGUGUCCCUCAUCCUGGAGGAAUGGGGAUGUCAGAACCUGGCUCGGAGGAAUCUGAAUAGGGACACCAGGCAGGAGAAUUAUGGGAACGUGAUUUCCCAGGGGUCUCGUCGUCCUGACGUCCUCAUCUAAAGCUAGCUAACCAGGUUCACCCUACCAUCCUCACGGAAGAGUCAUCGUGUGAAUUGGAGUAACAGUAUUAAAACGUCGUCACACAGUGACAGCAGUACUUACCCGCGGAGCCAUGUGUUUGUGGGUCCCACUCUGCACACCUUCUCAGAAAUGCUGAUGAGGGGGCUAUGGUUCCCCAGCUGGGAAACCACGUGAAGGUCUGCAGAUUGCAAAGUGAAACGUCGAAUCAGAGAAGAGGAAAUUAAGUGGUAUAAAUAGAUCUUUUCAUAGAAGUUAGAGUAGAUUUUUAUUUCAGCUACUACUGGAGAAUAUAAUAAAAAGUAUUAUUUGAAAAGUUUCCCUAACAUUUAGGUUUCGUUUUUAGAAUGGACACACUACUGUACAUUGAAAAGUAGUUACUUAUUUUGCUAUUCAAAUUAAUUUUUUAUUAUAUCUAAAAAUGAAAUUAUCUGUUUUACUUUUCAGAGCUUUGUAAAACAAACUUGAAGUUAUAGGGAGGUAAGCCAUCUCCAAUUCUGCAGGUCAAACAAAAGUUUGGGAACUAUUUUGGACAUCUCAUAAUACAGAAUGUCUUAACAUGAGAACUUAGUUUCAUAUUGUCUGGUUCUGUUUAACAGUGGAUACCACAAACCUCAUGUUUUUCUCUUAUUCUAAAACAGUGGAAGAAGGUAAAGAGUGGGCAUUAGGUUGACUUCUGAACAAUGGUCUGCUGUUAUUUUAACAGGUUUUUUGUUUUGUUUUUCUUUUAAUCGUUGAGAUUCUCACCUCCAUUUACUAAAGAAUCAUGACUCACUUCAAAUUACACAGUAAUCAGCAAAGUUAAUUGGUCUUAAAAUUAAAUUUUCUCCCUUCAGCAAGCACUCAUUAAGCAGUCAGGCUGAGUGCAUUAAGAUACAAAGAGUAAGUUCUGUGAGGGAUUGAAAGGUGAUGCUGAAACUGGGAUUUCAUUCCAGUUUCAGAUGCGGGUUUCAAGUUCCUUUGGUCCAGGGAAGGGACCGGGCAGCUGCCCGAGUCGCUGUUGUUUAGUCUCCCGACAAGGUCAGGUUUGCUAGGAAGGAGAGUGUGGGGGGAGGGUUGUAGGGGCCAGACUCCCAGCUGCGGAAGAGUGGUGAGGGAGCCCUGCGGAGGGAGAGGAGAGAGACUGCUGGGCGUGUGCUGGGGGCCAGUGCUCGCCUGCCUUCCCCACCCCCUACCCCCACUUCAGCCACUUGACAGAGUAAGGUUUUAUUCUGCCGAGCGAGGACAAAGCAUAUUAGAUUUAGACAUGCUUCUGCUGGUUGCAGGGGUUCUUACGUGAGAGGGCUGGGCAGGGGGAAGCAGGUUGUGACGACACAGGAAAAUCUUGUUCUAAAAAUCUAUGAGUUUAGGGGCAAGGGGCGGGAUAUGCAAGCAAAAUCAGCGAUUAUUUUAACAUGAACAUAAGUAUUUUUAUUAACUUUUAGUUAAAUAGAGGUUAUUACACCCAGGUCAACACGAUAAGCCUAAAUCUAUAUAGAGAGCUAACUCAGGCAUUGUCUUGUUUAUCUGUAGACUGGAUAAAACAAACCUUUCCUGUUUUGUCAGUUCCUAGUUUCUUAGAAUAAAUUAGACGAAAAGAAACUGACUUGUCUUUGUAUAUCCGCAGGAUUAAGUUAUUGCUGUUAAAACCUGGCCUUUUCAUUUCCCUGAUCUUUGAAGCGUCCAGAUGCUUGGUAGAUGUUCAGUGAAUGAUUUUUUAAUUGAAUUUGUUCAUUUAAAAUCCUCAUUAACAUUUCUAGAACGGCUUCUUUCAGUAAAUAAUGGAAUUUUAGAGGAAAAGGGUUUUUUUUUUUAAAGCUAGGAAACUCCUCCACUGAAAAUAGUCAUUUGAUUGAGCACUAAAGUUUCAGUCGUGAGAAAUGGCAGCAAAAUCAAUUGGUAACGCAUUUAUAGUCAGUGGUCCAUUUUAGGAGGCCGAUGGUGUCUGGCAAAUUUUAGAGUAGUGAGGUGGGGGAAGGAAAUUGUGGGGAUUUGUAAUAAAUAUUCUCUUUAUGUUGUUUAUCUUCAGGAUCAUGGUAAAACAAUAAAUUAUCAUCUCUAGGUGGCAA